CCGCCAGCGACGCGACGCGCUCUCCUCCGCUCACUUCCUUCUCGAGACCACCUCCACUCAGCCGUUUCUUGACUCGACCUACGCGAGAGCGCUCAUUCUCUGCAUUGUUUGUAGAGUACACAACACAGCAUGUUUAGGGCCCAGAAAAAGCGCGUCUUGGAGCGCACCACCUUCGGCCACGAGGUCGAACGCGAGCAGGCCUAUCCUGAUCGGCUCAACAUGUACCUCGUCCCUCCUUUGGCUGAGAUUACUCUUGACCAGUUUGAGGAGUGGGCGGUGGACAGACUGCGUGUGCUCGGUGAAAUCGAAACAUGCGUGUUUCGCAACAUAAAAGCAAAGCAGAUGGAGCAGAGCGUGCGACCGCUGAUGGAGAAAUAUCUGCCUCUGUCGCCAAACUCGACAAGCGGCGGCGGAAACAAGGACAUGCAAUUAGAAGAAGAGCGCAAGAAGGAUCACUACUCCCACUUCAUCCUGCGUCUUGCAUUCUGUCGAAGCGAGGAUUUGCGUCGUAGAUUCGUCAAAGCCGAGACUCUACUCUUCCGCAUUCGCUACCUGUCUGUCGACCCCUCAGAGCGACAAGCCCUUCUGCGCAAGUACGAUUUCGGAUGGACGCCCGUCUCAGACGAGGAACGCGACGACCUUCUCCCCAACCUCAUCUUCGCGUCCGAAAACUCCUCGGCUCCGUUCGAAAAGACAGUCAAGUCCGAGAGCUAUUUCAAAGUACCUUUCGAGCGAGUGCCGGAGCUGAUCGAGACGCGUAGGGUGUACAUGAAAGCUGGUGUCGCGUACGUGCCUUCAUCGCUACAGCUAUCCCUCAUUCUCUCAGAGUUCAGCGCAAAGCUAGAACGCGCACUGGAAAUCACCGCGCGUGCGCUUCCCCGUCUAGACGAAGACGACCGUCUUGUUCCCAUCCUCAAUCAUCUGUCAAAGGGCUUCGUGGCGCCUGAAUAUGUCCCAGAGGGCGGAGACCACGGCGACGGGGUCAAAGCCUGGCAGGUCGAUUCGCUGGUCGAGCAUAUGCCGCUUUGCAUGCGAACCAUGCACCAGGCUCUGCGACGAGACCAGCAUCUACGCUACUACGGACGCCAGCAAUACGGCCUGUUUCUGAAAGGAAUCGGUCUCUCGGUCGAAGAGGCGUUAACCUUCUGGCGCAAGAGUUUUGCGAAAACGACCGACGACAAGUUCACAAAGGAGUACCGCUACAAUAUCCGCCACAACUACGGUCUCGAAGGAAAUCGCAAAAACUAUCGCCCGAUGGGAUGCCAGCAGAUUCUCAGCGACGCUGCUCCAGGUCCGAACGAUCACCACGGCUGCCCGUAUCGGUAUUUCUCUGAGGAUAAUCUCGUGGCAUCAUUGGAAGGCAUAGGGAUCCAAGAUCGAAGCGUGCUCAAGCAGGUGAAAGAUGACGUCAAGGCUAAGCAGUACCAUGUCGCUUGUACCCGCGUGUUUGAGGCAUCCCACAGAACCCUGCACGGCGUCAAGAGUUUGAUUGGAACGGGAGUGGGAAUGGAGAGUAUCACGCAUCCUAAUCUGUACUUUGAUCGGAGCCUGCAGAUGGCGAAGGAGGCGGAGAAGAUCGAGCAGGCCAGUGAUGAGCAUGCUGCCGCGGCUGCUACGAUUGCGGCCUAGAAGUUUGUGUGGGUAUUUGGAGUUUGAGAUUGGCAUUUCAAAGUGUAUAGUAGUCUAAUAGUUGUGUGUUCUUUACUUUCAAGAAUUUGCUAUCGAAACGUAGCUCGUAGGCAAACCAAAUUAUGAAAUCAUA
Molecule: messenger RNA, 1762 nt
Organism: Myxozyma melibiosi
Lineage: Eukaryota; Fungi; Ascomycota; Lipomycetes; Lipomycetales; Lipomycetaceae
Product: DNA primase large subunit Spp2
Exons: 3
Coding region: 130-1629 (499 amino acids)
Biological process (GO): DNA replication initiation; DNA replication, synthesis of primer
Cellular component (GO): alpha DNA polymerase:primase complex
Source: RefSeq, a predicted model, not a curated record